AUGAACAGAGUAACGUCAUCCACGGUUUCGUCCUUCCCCAGUUCAACGAUACCUUGCCCGCUCCUCAAUCCUUCUGGCGACACUUCUACCACCAGUCUUCAACUCGACUCAGGAAGGGGACCGCAGACACUUCAGGCCACCGGUCCCAGCGACACCUACGUCCUCGUCAUUGGCGGCCUUGGCUUUAUCGGCUCGCACACUGUUCUCGAACUCCUCAAGGCAGGCAAAAAUGUCAUUAUUAUCGAUGACCUCAGCAACAGCUUCGAACAGGUUGUGGAACGCAUCACUGCUGCUGCUGCCGUAUGGUGCAAAGCCAACGGCCGACAGCUGCCCAUCAUCAAGUUUCAUCAGCUCGACUACCGCAGCAAGGCCAUACACUUCCUGCUAGAAGCGUACUCCGACAAUGACAACCAGACCUCACCCACCACACCUCACGAUGGCUCACCGCUUCUCGUCAAUCGCCGUUCGAGGAUCACAGGCGUCAUCCAUUUUGCAGCCUUCAAGUCAGUGAACGACUCAAUCUCCCACCCCCUGGAAUACUACUCCAACAACGUGUGCGGCCUCGUCAACCUCCUCGAGUUGCUGGACCACCACAACAUUCGAAAGUUUGUCUUUUCCUCGUCAGCCACCGUCUACGGUACCAAGGCCAAUAGCGGCCGCCCUCUGCGUGAGGAGGACGUCGUCCACCAUCCUGAGGCCUACACCGAUGACCAUGCUAGGUUGCAGCAUGCUGUUCCCGGUACCACCGGCCUUCUGAGCCCGUACGCGCGCACAAAAUACUUUGGCGAGGCCAUUCUUGCCGACCUUGCCUACUCGUCUCCUUCGUGGAACAUAAUCGCUCUGCGCUACUUUAACCCCAUUGGCUGCGACGCUUCCGGACUUCUUGGCGAGGACCCCCGAGGCGAGCCCACGAACCUGUUCCCCGUCAUAACCCAGGUUCUCAAUGGUCGUCGCCCCCAUCUUAACAUCUUUGGCAGCGACUGGGAGACGCGCGACGGCACCGCAAUCCGUGACUUUAUCCAUGUGUCUGACCUCGCACGUGGACAUGUUGCUGCACUUGGGGCCUCGCUCAGAGCCUCCUUCCGCACUUUCAAUCUCGGGACAGGCACGGGCACGACCGUCUCGGAGGCCGUUCGAGCCCUAGAAACGGCUGCGGGUAUCAAGAUUGCAACCAGGCUCGCCCCUCGCAGGGAGGGUGAUGUCGGUUCAUGUGUCGCUGCCAACUCACGCGCCGUCGCUGAGCUCAGUUGGACAGCUACUGAGAGCUUGGGGCAAUGUGCACGCGACCUGUGGAACUUUGUCGCGCGUUGGAACGCAGCCGCCUCCCCGGUGUGA
Apiotrichum porosum is the source of this 1335-nucleotide messenger RNA. RefSeq lists its product as uncharacterized. The transcript has a single exon. The record is from RefSeq and is a predicted model, not a curated record. Gene Ontology annotation, biological process: beta-D-galactose catabolic process via UDP-galactose, Leloir pathway. NCBI's taxonomy places the organism in Eukaryota, Fungi, Basidiomycota, Tremellomycetes, Trichosporonales, Trichosporonaceae. Gene Ontology annotation, molecular function: UDP-glucose 4-epimerase activity. Gene Ontology annotation, cellular component: cytosol. The coding region runs from base 1 to 1335 and encodes 444 amino acids.